Molecule: messenger RNA, 1922 nt
Organism: Cylicocyclus nassatus
Lineage: Eukaryota; Metazoa; Nematoda; Chromadorea; Rhabditida; Strongylidae
Source: the annotation of a GenBank genome assembly
UUUUGCAGCUUGGGCAUGCUGCUUGUACUGCUAGUAAUCUUCUCACAAUUUGAUGCGGGACAAGCUCAGGAUGUUGAAGAGAAUGUGAUUACCCAUGAGUACAGCCACAGUUCAAGUUCCCAUGAGUGCAGCCACAGCUCAAGUUCUCAUGAAACCCACGUAGAAAAUGUUCAAGAGUUUACUGAUGGGAAUAUACAUACCGGAGAAACCGUAAAUUUGAUGAGCUUCGCAAAUUUGCCUCCAAAAAUUCAUUACGACAUAUCACAUGAAAGCAUACACUUCAAACCAGAAAUAACAUAUGUGAAACCAGAAAUAACAUAUCACGUCAAUAAGGAACCAAACGUAGUAGUGCAGCCUAUCAAUAUCAACUACCGAGUGAAACCAGUGGAUAUUAAUGUAGAUUUGACUAUCAAGGACGAGCGGGAGUCAGAGUUUGACGACAGCUUUCAUCGUCAUCACAAGGAAAAGCCUUGUGGAAGAAAACACGGCAAAUGCUCUUCCUCAUCACUUGGACGCAGUACCCAAGAUAGACAGCACACGAAGCAGGGCUGCCAUCGAUGUCAUCCAGCUCCAUUUUGUAAAGACUGCAAGCUCACUAGAAGACAAGUGGACGACAUCCUGGACAUAGUAAAUGACAGACGAUCUCUAUUGCUCAGGCAUAGACAACCCAAUGGCCAUGAAGGACUUUUGCCACAAGCCAAAAUUAUGCCCAAACUGAGCUGGUGCUGUGGACUUGAAAAGCAAGCGUUGCGAGCCAAUAUCAGACACUGCCCAUCUGCUAGUCCACGAGCUCCUCGAGGAAAUGCUUUGGUUUAUGACGCAGAUUACGACAACAAUUAUAAGAUUUCGGAUGUGCUGCGGAAAAUUCUUUCAAGCAUUGACAGCGAAAGCCUCAGCGAUAUUCAUGGCACAAGUGUGAGAUACAGCGGGGAAGUGGACCUCAAGGCAUACGCUAACUUGAUGCGCUGCGAUGCCACGAAAAUAGGCUGUGCCUGGGUCAAGUGCUCUGGUGAAGGAGGCGACGACAAGUAUGCGUUGUAUUGUCUUCUAAAUAAGGGUAAUAUUCGAAAGGGUGACAGAAUUUAUGAUACAAGAGGACCUGCAUGCCGUUGUAGACAUUGCGACAGAUCUGGCAAAUGUAUACAACCCCCAACACCAAGAACUGAGGCACCUCCAACGCCCACUCUACCUCCUAGGCAAGGAACUGAAGCAAAGUUCUACAAAGAAGGACCAAACACAAUAUGCUCAUGGCACGACUACAUGGGCGACACAAUGAGAAUGCAUAUGCAAGACACUCAUAACUUCCGACGACACGUGCUCGCCUUGGGGAAGGGAAAAGUCAAGGACAGUAAAGGAUGGAGCUAUCCAGCUGCCACUAACAUGAACUAUCUAAACUGGGAUUGUCAGUUGGAAGAAGACGCUUACAACUACGUAAAAGAUUGCCCUACGCAAGGUAGUGGAGCACCCAACGAAAACUUCUUGCGAAGGAGAAUCACUGCUCAUGAGCCAACAUAUAGGGAUAUCAACAAACUGUCGGUUACUACAUGGUGGAAGGUUCAUCGCAAGCAUAAUGGCCUCGGAGCAAAAGUCAUAUUCCGUGGUAAUCCUCCGUUAAGUAGUUUUACCCGGAUGGGCUGGGCUCAAGCUACAAAAAUAGGCUGCGUCAUAGCCAAAUGCGGAGAUGAUUUUGUGCAAUCCUGUCGUUAUGGUCCAAAGGUAAAUCAAGUCAAUCAACAAAUGUACAUCCCUGGAAAAGUCUGCUCUAAGUGCGAUUCCCUUGGUCAGGGACCGUGCGUGCCUGCACUUGGACUUUGUGCAAAACGGGGCUGAUUGCCUGUCUACUGUUCAGUUCUAUUUGCAGUCGUAAUAAAAAUCGCAUUUGCUUUUUUGUUAGCGGAUUGCUAGAAAUUGCAGUUAAUUUC